Acipenser ruthenus (sterlet) is the source of this 1091-nucleotide messenger RNA. Its product is annotated as RNA transcription, translation and transport factor protein-like. The record is from RefSeq and is a predicted model, not a curated record. Lineage: Eukaryota; Metazoa; Chordata; Actinopteri; Acipenseriformes; Acipenseridae. Gene Ontology annotation, cellular component: tRNA-splicing ligase complex. The transcript has 8 exons. Gene Ontology annotation, biological process: tRNA splicing, via endonucleolytic cleavage and ligation. Gene Ontology annotation, molecular function: RNA binding. Bases 134 to 862 code for a protein of 242 amino acids.
CGUCAAUCACACGGAGCGUGGCGUGAGCUGGUAAUAACGUGGCCCGCCUCUCGGAUGUGUGUGAGGCGAGGAGGACUGAAACAUUAGCGAUUUUAAACCAACGCGGUGCAAGAUCUCCACAGCAGGUCUGAAGAUGUUUCGCAGGAAGCUCGCUGCUCUGGAUUAUCACAACCCCGCUGGGUUUAACUGCAAAGACGAGACAGAGUUCAGGAACUUCAUAGUCUGGCUCGAGGAUCAGAAGAUCAGACACUACAAGAUAGAAGACCGGGGGAACCUGAGGAACAUACACAGCCCUGAGUGGCCAAAACACUUUGAGAGGUACCUGCAGGAUGUUGCCAGCCCCUUCACUGUGCUGGAGCGGCAGGAGGCUGUGGACUGGCUGCUGAGCCUCGCAGUGCGCUUUGAGUAUGGAGACAAUGCGGACAAAUACAAGAACUGCCAGCCUCACGCAGCCGUCGAUAACACUCGGACCCAGUCGGACCCACUCAUCCACCUGGACAUCAAUAACCCUGAUUUUAAGGCAGGUGUGUUGGCUCUAGCCAAUCUCCUUCAGAUCCAACGCCAUGACGACUACCUGGUAAUGCUGAAGGCUAUUCGAAUUCUGGUUCAGGAACGCUUGACUCAAGAAGCCAUAGCAAAGGCAGGCAGGUCCAAAGAGGGUUUGCCGGUCGCCCUGGAAAAGCACCUGCUUGGCUUCGAUACAGGAGACGCCACUCUGAACGAGGCGGCCGCGAUCCUGCGCUUGCUGCACAUCGAGGAGCUGAGAGACCUGCAGAACCGGAUCAACGAGGCCAUCGUGGCCGUGCAGGCCAUCAUCGCCGACCCCAAGACCGACCACCGGCUGGGCAAAGUGGGCAGAUGAGGGCUUGUGACUCCGCUCCGCUUCACCCACUCUCUGCUUUUUUUGUUGGAAUUUGCAUUUCAUGAUCUUGUUCCUUUUUUUUUUUUUUUUCUUGUUCAAGAAAGCCGGCUUCCAGCACAAAGAUAAUGUUGUUUGCAUUGGACUAUGAUUUAAGUAUUUAAUUUAUGUUAAGUGAAACCUGAUCUGGAAGGUGAAUCAGCCAGAGGGUUAAAUAAAAUAAAUAAACGAG